UAAUGGGGAACAUGUACGAACGAAUUAGGGUUUAACGUACUUGUAUAGUAUCCUUCACUUGACCUCUUUUCCUUGAUUUUGGGCAAAUACAAAGCUUAAUCAAACCCGAAUCACGAUGAGAAAGCCUGAGUUUGCCAAGCCCACUUCAUCUAAAAUCAAGUUUGAGUCCGAUAGCGAUGAAGAUGAUAAAAAAAACCAAUCUUUAUCGUCCUCUGAAGAUGAAGAUGAUAUAAAGAGGGAGCUUGCUGAUGUUACAUUUGAGGACUUGCAGAAAGCUCGGUGUGACGGGUCACAUACUGUUUAUCAGAAGCCUAAUUCUCAGAAAAGUACUAGUCGGGCUAAUAAGAACAGGCCGAUGGAAGUCACUAGCAAAAAACCUGUUGCGAGAUUUAGAGAAGUUAUUCAAGUUCCUAAGAAGGCUGUGCGUGAUCCCCGGUUUGAGACAUUAUGUGGCGAACUUGAUGUGGACGGGUUCAAGAAAAGAUAUAAUUUUUUGUAUGAGCGUGAACUUCCAGCAGAAAAAGAGGAAUUGAAGAAAUUAAUGAAGAAAACAAAAGAUUCAAAUGCCAUGGAUGAACUGAAAAAUCGGAUGACUUGGGUUGAUAAACAACUAAAGUCCGCCUCAACAAAGAAUACUGAUAAAAAGAUUCUUUCUGAGCAUAAGAAGAAAGAGAGAGAAGCAGCAAAACAAGGGAAGCAGCCAUUCUAUUUGAAAAAAUCUGAAAUUCGAAAGCAGAAGCUUAUAGAGAAAUACAAGGAACUCAAGCAAUCUGGCAAGCUCGAGUCCUUCAUUGAGAAGAGGAGGAAAAAGAAUGCUGCCAAGGAUCACAGAUUUAUGCCAUAUCGACGAUCCAAUGACAGUGAACAACAAACGUAAUAUCAAGAAUACUCUACAGUACAAUCAUUUGCUAGCCAAGAGUUUCUGGGCUGUUUACCAUUUGGGUUUGUUAUAAAUUAUUGAAAUCCUCUGUAGCAAGAAAUAUUAGCUAGCCAAUGUAAUUGGAGAUAUUUUUCCAUAUAUAUACUCUUCGAAGUUGUGCUCGA
Daucus carota subsp. sativus is the source of this 1044-nucleotide messenger RNA. RefSeq lists its product as uncharacterized. Bases 116 to 877 code for a protein of 253 amino acids. Gene Ontology annotation, biological process: maturation of SSU-rRNA from tricistronic rRNA transcript (SSU-rRNA, 5.8S rRNA, LSU-rRNA). NCBI's taxonomy places the organism in Eukaryota, Viridiplantae, Streptophyta, Magnoliopsida, Apiales, Apiaceae. The transcript has 9 exons. Gene Ontology annotation, cellular component: 90S preribosome; nucleolus. The record is from RefSeq and is a predicted model, not a curated record.